GAAAGCGGGUUCUUGCACAGUCAUAUUUGAGGGUGAAGGCAUCGAACAUAGACAUUCUAAGCAACGUAUCGAAGUAUUUGAGUGCAUUUGUCAGGUUAUGUUGGCGGUCCAUGACAGCAUUGAAAUCUCCUUCUUUGAUCCAUUUU
Molecule: messenger RNA, 146 nt
Organism: Funneliformis mosseae
Lineage: Eukaryota; Fungi; Glomeromycota; Glomeromycetes; Glomerales; Glomeraceae
Source: the annotation of a GenBank genome assembly